Molecule: messenger RNA, 381 nt
Organism: Rangifer tarandus platyrhynchus (Svalbard reindeer)
Lineage: Eukaryota; Metazoa; Chordata; Mammalia; Artiodactyla; Cervidae
Source: the annotation of a GenBank genome assembly
AUGGGACUUGGAGAAGAAAAGAAAGAGAGGGAGGUCCUGGGCACUCACCGCUUGGAACUCAGAAGCAUCUCUGCCACACCCGGGCGCAAGCUGAACCUGCAGAACCUCCUGCCAACGCCCUCGGCAAUCUCCCUGGCUCAGGCUCGUUGCCACUGCCGGUUGAGGACCUGGCUGAUUCGAGGACCCUGUGUGUGCUGUCUCCACUCCUUCCCAGCGCAAGCCCCCACACACCCUAGACCCCAGCUCGUCCAGACCCACAGCCGGAGAGCGGCCCCCUUGAUCUGUCCACCUCCCCAGCACCCGCCAGCCUUCCCCUUCCUCCACUCUCUGAGCACUGCACCCUGUCCCCCCAACGUCUCUCGUACACCGCCCAGACCCUGA